UCGUUUUGGUUUUUGUUUCCCCACCCUGCAGUACCCGUAAUUGAGGUUGUGACCUAAAGGGAUUUUCUUUUCUUUCUGUGCCCGGUAUAGCUACUGUACCUACACGGUAUAGCCUCGUUCCUCAUUGUGUGAAUGCUUGUAGCUACCCCGGGUGUGUGUGAUGGUGCAUUAAGAGCUUUAACGGGUACUCAAGCAGUGAGGCAGAGGGUUGUUAUUGAAAACUCUGCUUGCCUGCAGGUGUGGCAAAUUUUUCCCUGUUUUUAUAAACAAUUCUGUAACUCUAUAGUUUCUGCUUGCUAUGGUGGCCCUUGAUUUCUGCAUCCUUGUAGGAAUAUCUAUCUGAAUUUCUUAUAGCCAUGCUCAAAUAUCUGACUACACAAACUUUUUUCAUUUGGCUCGUUGCUGAUGGGUUCUUGUUUCCUGAUCCCACACGUAACAACUUGGUCUCUGCUUGUGCUUCGUAACUGGAGAGUUAUAUCAGGAGUUCUUCUAGCACAAAAAUACUUUUUUCUUCCUCUUAUUUAUUUGUUUGUUUGUUUAUUUACCACCCCACCUUUUUAAUAUAGAAAAUGCUUUUUAGUUAAUUCUCUCUUUUAUUUUUUGCAUCUUGUCUUUAUAAGGUUUGGCUUUGCUUACAUUCUUAACAAAAGAUCGUCCCAAGAUGCAUCAGCUAGUUUUGCAGGCAUUGGCAAAAAACUCAGCAUGGGCAGAGUGUGUUACAGAGGUAAAGCAGAUUUUCUCUUCCAACAUGACUUUACAAGUUCUGGUUUUGUGUUUGGCAUGUUCUGGGCUUGGAAAGGCAAAUGUGGUUCCACAGGCUAAACACACAAAAGUGAGAAUGGGUGACAAUGUGACUCUGAGCUGUGCCCUGACAAAAGCCAUGGAUGUUCUGCAAGUGACGUGGCAAAAGGACUCCGAAGAAUUACAUGAUAAUAUAGCUACAUACAGCAAAACAAACGGAUUAAAGAUUCACAAGCCCUAUGAAGACAGAAUGAAUUUCACAAGCUUGGAACUCUACAAGACAAGCAUAACUUUUUGGGAUACUAGAAUGGAUGAUUCAGGAUGUUACAAGUGUCUCUUCAAUGCUUACCCUUUUGGCACCUUCUCAGGAGAUACCUGCCUGAGUGUUUUUGGUCUCAAUGCAUCUGUCCAUUACAACAUUUCUGAAGGUCGUUUGAUAGUCAUCUGUAAUGCUGAUGGCCUCCCAGAGCCCACCAUCACCUGGAACAACCUGUUCAAUUCUACUCCUACACAGAAGACAGUCAAGCACAAAAAUGGGAUUGUGUCCAUCACCAGUGAACUGGAAAUCUACAACAUUCAGAGCAUCAGUGCACAGGAUUUGACCUGCAGUGUAAACAACACAAAUGAAAAAAUUGAGUUGCCUGUGAAAAUAAAAGGAGAAGAGGGAUCUUCAUUGCUUUGGCUGGUGAUUAUUGUGGUGAUUUUAGUAGUCAUCAUAGUUCUGAUUCUGAUUAUGCUGUUCUGGAGGAAGAUAAUAUGCAGGAGGAGUUGAAGUGCUGUUUUUUGUGUUUUCUAGGAUCCUUGAGGAUUUCCAUCCAUCUACUGGAUCAUUAGAGCCAGCAGCCUGAAGCCAACAUUACACAUAAUGACUUGACUGGCUGGAAAGAAGCAGCAAUAAAAGGAAAAGACGUCGCAUACACUGCCCUAUCUGGAAGCUGAGUUGAUCGCUGAAAUGACUAACACAAUGUUUGUUAUCUGGUCUAGGCCCUUAAUCUUAAAAUGUAGGACUGGAGGGACCACUUGUUCUGCUGCUUUGCAGAGGAGAUUUUGCCAGGUGAAACCUUCUUUGCCCAUGCCACUCUUGGUACUGCUGCUGGGCAACAUAUAUUUGUCUUCUUCCAGUUGAGUUUUGAAAAAGUCCAUGGAUAGAAGCUCUGCAGACUCUCUGGGGAUUCUCUUCCAGUGCCUAAUUGCUCUUGCAGUAGAGAAGAAUUUAAUUUUUGUCAACAUCUGUCUGCAAUUUCACUUUCAGCAGCUCUGAGUUCAUGGCCCUCUUCCUCUCAUCUGGUUUUUCUUCUCUUAUCCAUCUAUUCCAACUUCUUUUUCUCUGUCUGGAAAGACCUACUGGACUCAAAAUCAGAGGACUCAAACCACACUGGAUUUGUCAAAAUUACUGGGGAAGAGCAAUAGGUCUCCAAGAAGGUGAUUAAAAGCAGUAGCAGCCACAGUUUGGAAAGAAUUGUAAGUAACUUAUAUAAUACAUAAAUAAUUUACUUUAUUUGUCUUCUUUCUAAUCCUGGAGUGUUUUCUUCUGGGUUUUUUGAUUUUUUUAGGGAUGUGUGUGGUGGGGUAAAAGAUAUGAGUGAGGAAGAGAUGGUAACAAAGGCCAGUAGAGGAAGCAUUGUCUUCUCCAUCUUUUCUUUCCUUUCUGUUAAUAUCCUAUCCUACUCCUUGCUGAGCAGUCAAAAGGCAUGGACUUGGUCAAUAGUUUUUGUGCUCAUCUUAUGCACUGUUCAGAAUAGUCUUCUCUGUCUUCAUUCAUUUUUAGUGUGUCUUUUUAAACACAGGUGAAUCGCUUAGGUGGCCAAAAGCCAUUAUUCCAUGGCUGGAUCUCCUUGGGUGGUAUGUCACACUCUGAGCUCACUGUCCUGUGUCACUACUGUGGCUGUAAUGAUACCAGCUGGCAGUCUUGCAGCGACUGAGCUUACUCAUUUGUCAUGCUUUUGGUAGCAGAUAAAGACACUGCACUAUUCUUAGGAGCUGGCACCUAAUUCUGCUGCUGUCCCAGGCUGGAUUGGAGCUUCUCUCCCGGCACACCAAGUAGCUCAUCGCUGCCAGCCCAAGCUUGCUGGUCCAGCCAUUUCCAGGCUUAAAAUUCCAGGUGCUUGGCCCCAUCUUGCUGGGCAGCAGCAGGCUGCUCAGGAGGACCGUGCAGUCCUGGGCAUUGCCCUGCUGCUCCUCAUCUUUGUGAGGGGUUGAAGGCUCCAGGUGCCCUUUGCCUCAGUGCUUGUUUUGGUUGGGACAGAGUUCAUUUUCUUGAUAGAAGCUACUAUGAGGCUACCUUUCAGACUCUCCCCUUCCCUCCUGAGGGGUUGUGCAAGCAGCUGUGUGGUGCUUAGUUCCUGGCUGGGGUUAAACCGUGACAAGCUCUGAGCACCGUCACAGGUCUCUGUGCCUGCCACACAGGACGAAGAUUGCUAAAAGCAAGCCUACCUUUGGGUGUACCUUCUUAGUGGUGAAUUUUACUGACAGGAUAGACAGAUGGGAGGAGUGCAGGGAGUCCUCUGGUGAUUUUUUGUUCAGCUGAUGACUGCUAAUGUUUAAGGUGUUUCUCAGUCUUCCUUCUGUCUGAAUGUUUGUUAUUGUAUCAGGAUCACCAACAAUAUUCUCUUUUCUUUUGGCUUUGAUGAGCAUUUGAUUGUGUAUCUGAAAUACUCCAUCUUACCAGAGUGCGUAGCACUUUCGAUUGUGCUUUUUAUGUCAUAUGUUUUCUAAGGGUACAAACUGUCAAUCUGAAAAAUCAACAAUGGAGAUUUAAAACUUAGGACUCAGUGUUCAGAACAACUAUUUUGUUGGCUCUAUAGCGGUGGCCUAUCCAGAGUCUGGUAAAAAGUUUUGCAUGUAUGUCUGCUUGUGUUACUGAGGAUGUGAGGGGUGACAUUUACUCUACUAUUGUAGGCACAGUAUGAAUUAUUUAUUUGUAUAUUUCACUUUUUCUAAUUAAAAAAAACCUGAUCCAACCAAAACACCAACUGGUCCUUUUUUUUUUUUCCUAUUUGUUUGGGAUACCAGAAAUGUGUCACUGCAAUUGGGCUUUUUAGUAGUUUGGAUUUAUACUUUGCUUCUUUUCUGUACAGAAAGUGGGAGUUCAUGGGGUUUUUAAAGUGUUUUGGGGUAUUUUUCUUUUCAAAAGGUUUUGAGCAAAACUUUUGAGAUAAACUUACAGAAGUAUUUCUGACCACAGCAGCUGCACUUUAGUUCAGAUUUGAAAAUAACUUCAGUCAAUCAAAACAGUAUAUUCUAUAUUUUUACAAUUGUUGUCUGUGUCAUGUUUGUUGCUUAAUUAUUUUUUAUCUAAAGUUACGUGCUCUACUGAUACACUGUCUGUCUUGCUUUCUGUACUUCCCUGGAUGAAAAGAAGCCAAAUAAAGCAAAUUUGAACAUAA
This is a messenger RNA of Corvus hawaiiensis (hawaiian crow), 4127 nucleotides long. Its product is annotated as OX-2 membrane glycoprotein-like. The coding region runs from base 662 to 1513 and encodes 283 amino acids. NCBI's taxonomy places the organism in Eukaryota, Metazoa, Chordata, Aves, Passeriformes, Corvidae. The record is from RefSeq and is a predicted model, not a curated record. Gene Ontology annotation, molecular function: cell-cell adhesion mediator activity. The transcript is spliced from 6 exons.